AUGGAGAAAUACUUUGGAAACCCAUAUCGAGGUGACCCAGGUGUUCCUCACACGGACCCAGAUCGUUUCGUCAACAUAUGGUUAGGUUCUUUCGCUUUCUCCGCCAUCACUUGGUCCAAUCCCUACAUGUGGCAACUCACUAACCAAUUCAAUUGGCAUGAUAAAGCAAUGCUUUAUGAACAGUACCAUUGGAAGAAAGCCCGUGCAAAGAAUGAACCCUAUAAAUUCCUGUGGAAUCAGCUUGAUAGAAAGGUAAGAAAAAAUUACUACCACAACUGGCCAAAUUACUUCCCUUAGUUUCUGUCAAUCUCUAUACUUCAUGUUAAUCAGUUAAUAAUGGUGUGUCAUUUGUUUCUUGAUGAACCCCAUCUUCCUUUAUCUACUGUUCUUUGAAUAUUAGUUGGUGGAUUUGGCUUUUACAGACCCCCUUGUUAUUAUUAUGUUGUGAUGGAUUACUUGCUCAAAUGCUUCUUGUUUUUGUCA
This is a messenger RNA of Impatiens glandulifera, 483 nucleotides long. RefSeq lists its product as uncharacterized. The transcript is spliced from 3 exons. Lineage: Eukaryota; Viridiplantae; Streptophyta; Magnoliopsida; Ericales; Balsaminaceae. The coding region runs from base 1 to 297 and encodes 98 amino acids. The record is from RefSeq and is a predicted model, not a curated record.